Molecule: messenger RNA, 993 nt
Organism: Dibothriocephalus latus
Lineage: Eukaryota; Metazoa; Platyhelminthes; Cestoda; Diphyllobothriidea; Diphyllobothriidae
Source: the annotation of a GenBank genome assembly
AUGUGCUUCCCGAUCAGUGGCAACCUAUCUGCCACUGUAUAUUCCCGAUCAAAAACCGGCAAGACAGCGAGCUCGUGGCGCAGUGGUGAGAGCAUCGGACUUCUAAAUAACAACGUCGCCGGUUCGAAACUCGAGCGGGGCACCAAUUUCUGGGGCACUGGUACACAAAUAAAAGAAAGUUUUGAAUUGCGUGUGAAGGCCAGAUCCAUCGCUGCCGAUGUAUUGACUGAUGUUGCAACGCGCCUUUUCGUCGACAACCUCCUUGCCAGCAUGGAUAAAGUUCAAGAGAUAGCCCUUUUUAUUGGUUCAAUGCUGGUAGCGAACAAAGCGAUAAGACAUGCCAGAGCACGUAAACGCCUGGACAGAGACUUUGAGGAAUGGAAGAAGCUUAAAGGCGGUGGAAAAGAUCUGUCAGGUAAAUACCAUGACUGGCGUCAGGCUGUUGAUAUGGCGACAGACAGCCUCGCCAACGCAGAGGCCAAAUUCAUGCGUGACAGACUUUUAGCUCCACUGAAUGAAAUAGAUUUGCAGUAUCAAAUCGCUGCCGCACAGGUUGCCCGCAAGGCAACGGGUAUAGCCAGAGCCCGACUCAUUACUGAGCAGCGAGUCAGGGCUCUGGAUCUGAAACUUACCAAUGCAAAAUAGUUGCGUGUGUCAGACGACGUUAAACAGUCCAAAUCUGGUGCCAAAAAGCAAGUGUCACCCACGGACAGUGAACCACCAGCUCGUUGUCUUGUCGGUCUAGGUCGGGAGGUAUUGACCCUUGUUGAUGAACGCUCACCGACCGCUGAUGGACCUUACUUGUCCCACUCCACCUUUGCUUUGGGCCUCCUUUCUCGGGUCCUGAAUGCAGCUGUACAGCAAGCACAUGACUUGACCUUGCUCUACAAGUAUGUAAAAACAACUGUCAUCUCUCUCACGCACAGACCUUCACACUCUCUCAGAUAUGACUGGAUGCAGUCAACAUCAGCGCCAGUGGCCACUGCCGCCUGA